Molecule: messenger RNA, 125 nt
Organism: Racocetra fulgida
Lineage: Eukaryota; Fungi; Glomeromycota; Glomeromycetes; Diversisporales; Gigasporaceae
Source: the annotation of a GenBank genome assembly
AUGGCUAUUCAAAUAUCCAUAUUUAGUAAAGCAUUGACUCCGGAUGAAAAUGAUAAUGAUAAUCGACCGAUGCUAUUGACUUAUACGGAAUUAGAACGGAAAUUUAAUAUCCCGCAUCUAAGGGG